Symbiodinium pilosum is the source of this 1674-nucleotide messenger RNA. NCBI's taxonomy places the organism in Eukaryota, Dinophyceae, Suessiales, Symbiodiniaceae. The record is from the annotation of a GenBank genome assembly.
AUGGCGCUAGCGCCGGCGUGGAAGAAACCCCGGGCUGCGGGCCCGGUGGUCUGGUGGCUGCGGAACGACCUGCGCUUGGAGGACAAUCCGGUCGCCAGGGCAGCAGUGGCAGAAGCGCUGACCGAUGGGCGCCCACUUCUGUCAGUCUUCGUUUUUGACCCACGAUUUCUUGACCGUUCGCCUUACGGUCGCGUCACAGACCCUGAGUUCAAGAAGUCCAUUGGUACCCGAAAACCAGUCGAUUUUGGCAACCGCAAGACGUGCGCUCUACGAGCUCGAUUUUGGCUUCAGUGCGUUCGUGCAGUGGGUGAGGACAUCAUUAAACAUGGCGGCAAUUUCAUGGUUUGCCACGGCCGCCCAGAGCAAGUGUUGGACUCGCUGCCACAGGGGUCAUUGGUGGUUUGCCAGAGCGAGCCUGUCUCUCCCGAACAGACCGACGUUGAGGAUGCCGUGGCCGACUCUCUCAGACGCCACGGCAGCGAGCUGCGGCGCGAGUGGGGUGCCAUGAGCCUCUACCAUUGCCAGGACUUGCCAUUCGGCCUGUCAGCCUCACCGGGCAACUACACAGAGCUCACACUCACACUGGGCUGGGAGGACCUUUGGCGCUCUCCAACCAGAUCCUCCACUGCCACGCCCAUCCGCUUCCCUGUGGCAGCACCGCAGGUUUUCCCCAAGCCUGCUGUUCUUCCCGACGAGCUGCCUGGAGUCAUCAGCCCUGCAGUCCUUGCCAACGAGCGUGAAGCGUUGAAACUUCUGGGUUAUGAUGACCACGAGAUUGAUGAGGCCAUGGCGCAGGAGAUGCCACCGGGCGGCGAGGCAUCGGCCCGGGACUGGCUGGAGAAGUGGCUGCGGGAAGACCGCGAGGAGAAGGCCCCGUCUGCGGAACUUCCCGUCUUCUGGGAUUUGCCGACUGGUGGACAGGACAAGGCUAGUGGAGGGCGGGAUGCGCUGCAGUGGGCCAACCUGGCCCGCCCCGACGGAUGGUUGAGGGUAUCCCACUACAUGGCAGUUGGCUGUAUCUCAGCCAGAGAGAUUCUGGCUCGAGCUGAAGAAUCUGCAAACUACAAUGGUGUUGCUCAUCGCCUGCUGUGGCGUGAGCUUCAUCGUUUGAACGCGAUCAGGUGGGGGCGACGUCUGUUUUGGCUACAGGGUCCCGGCCGCGUGGAGCGCCCCUGGUCGUGGGAUGCUUCCAUGACAGAUGCGUGGAAGGUUGGCAGAACUGGAGUCCCCUACAUUGACGCUUGUAUGCGGGAGCUGAAGCAGACUGGCUGGCUGGCUUACAAAGGCCGCAAGACCAGCGGCUUCUACUUCGUCUUCAUCCUGGGAUUGGACUGGCGAGUGGGUGCUUUCCAUUUUGAGGACGUGCUCCUGGACUACGAUGUAGCUAUGAACUACGGAAACUGGGUGGUCGUUGCGGAGGUGGACAAGCAAAACCGCGGGGCGCAUGGCUUCACUUCGUUGGAAGACCUGGCCGCCUGGAAGCGGGAGGAAUUCGAGUGGAAGUUGACUGCAGAAAAGACCAACGACCCUUCUGGAUCCUACAUCAAGCGCUGGGUGCCCGAACUUGCAAACGUCGAUGCUGCUCACAUCCAUGAUCCCUGGACCAUGACCCAAGAACAGAUGGCCAAAUGUUGCUUGUCUGCAUCCAGUUGCCGAGUUUGCUUCUUGCUCUAG